Messenger RNA from Hibiscus syriacus, 2030 nucleotides. Its product is annotated as zeta-carotene desaturase, chloroplastic/chromoplastic-like. Lineage: Eukaryota; Viridiplantae; Streptophyta; Magnoliopsida; Malvales; Malvaceae. The coding region runs from base 197 to 1897 and encodes 566 amino acids. Gene Ontology annotation, molecular function: 9,9'-di-cis-zeta-carotene desaturase activity. Gene Ontology annotation, biological process: carotenoid biosynthetic process. The record is from RefSeq and is a predicted model, not a curated record. The transcript has 14 exons.
AAAAAAGAGAGAACUUUGGAGGUUGCGGAUUAUUUUACUUCACCUUAAUUCCCUGACAAAGAGUCCUUAUUUCAGCAUCUUUAGUCUGUAGAUUCCAUUUUAUUUUUAUUUUAUUGUUGAUCAAAGGAAGGUAUUCUUGCCUGUCAUUGUAUAAGAAGAAAGUUAAAAAAGAAGCUCAAAAAAUUGUGGGUUCUCUAUGGCUUCUGCUUCUCUUCUUUUUGCGGCCACUGGUUUGAGUUCAGCGGCUCGGGUGAAGUCUCCAAGGCUCUUUGUGAAGUCUUCUUUAGACAGCAAUGUUUCUGACAUGAGUAUUGAUGCUCCAAAGGGGUUGUUUCCACCUGAACCUGAACAUUAUAGGGGACCGAAGCUGAAGGUGGCUAUUAUAGGAGCCGGCCUCGCAGGAAUGUCAACAGCGGUUGAGCUACUGGAUCAAGGCCAUGAGGUUGAUAUAUACGAGUCGAGGCCUUUCAUAGGAGGCAAAGUUGGUUCUUUUGUUGAUAGAAGAGGAAAUCACAUUGAGAUGGGGCUGCAUGUUUUCUUUGGUUGCUACAACAAUCUAUUCCGUUUGAUGAAAAAGGUGGGUGCCGAUAAAAAUCUGCUUGUGAAAGAUCAUACUCACACAUUUGUAAACAAAGGGGGUGAAAUUGGUGAACUUGAUUUUAGAUUUCCGAUCGGAGCUCCUAUACACGGGAUUCGUGCGUUUUUAGCGACAAAUCAGCUGAAGACUUACGAUAAGGCAAGAAAUGCUUUGGCUCUUGCCCUAAGUCCAGUCGUUAGGGCUCUUAUUGAUCCAGAUGGAGCAAUGAGGGAUAUAAGAGAUCUGGAUAAUAUUAGCUUCUCGGAUUGGUUUUUUAUGAAAGGUGGUACACGCAUGAGUAUCCAGAGAAUGUGGGAUCCAGUUGCUUAUGCAUUGGGAUUUAUUGACUGUGAUAACAUCAGUGCUCGAUGUAUGCUCACGAUUUUCUCCCUGUUUGCCACCAAGACAGAGGCUUCCCUUCUGCGUAUGCUGAAGGGUUCUCCAGAUGUUUACUUGAGUGGUCCGAUCAGAAAUUAUAUUACGGAAAAAGGAGGCAGGUUCCAUCUAAGGUGGGGAUGCAGAGAGAUACUAUAUGAUAAUUCUGCUGACGGAGAGACAUACGUUAGCGGACUUGCCAUGUCUAAAGCUACUAACAAGAAACUUGUAACAGCUGAUGCUUAUGUAGCUGCAUGCGAUGUCCCUGGAAUAAAAAGGCUACUUCCAUCCGAGUGGAGAGAAUCAGAAUUUUUCAAUAACAUUUACGAGCUCGUAGGAGUUCCAGUUGUUACCGUGCAACUUCGAUACGAUGGCUGGGUCACAGAGUUGCGGGAUCUGCAACUGUCAAGGCAAUCGAGGGAAGCUAUAGGCCUCAAUAAUCUUCUGUAUACUCCAGAUGCAGAUUUCUCCUGCUUUGCAGACCUAGCUCUAACUUCUCCAGAAGAUUACUACAUCGAAGGACAAGGUUCAUUGCUCCAAUGUGUCUUGACACCCGGAGACCCAUACAUGCCACUGCCAAACGAUGAAAUCAUAAAGAGAGUAGCAAAGCAGGUUUUGGCUCUAUUCCCAUCAUCCCAAGGUUUAGAAGUUGUUUGGUCAUCUGUAGUGAAGAUCGGGCAAUCUCUAUACCGUGAAGGGCCUGGUAAAGAUCCAUUCCGACCUGAUCAGAAGACACCCGUAAAGAACUUCUUUCUUGCCGGGUCGUACACAAAGCAGGAUUAUAUAGAUAGUAUGGAAGGAGCAACUUUGUCUGGCAGGCAAGCAUCUGCCUAUAUAUGUAAUGCCGGGGAAGACUUAGCAGCCCUGCGGAAGAAACUUGCAGCAGUUCCGUCUCAAGAACAGAUGGAACCUUCAAGUGUUACUGAUGAGUUAAGUCUUGUAUGAUUGUUUAUUUAUAUAGUAAUAUACUCAGACCAUCUCCAAUGACUGAGACAAGGCGGUGAUAGUUACCGGAUGUGCCUCUAUUCAACAUGUUUGAACAUUUAUGUAAUCAAAAUAAGUUAGAAAAUUACUUUUA